Molecule: messenger RNA, 2640 nt
Organism: Zymoseptoria tritici IPO323
Lineage: Eukaryota; Fungi; Ascomycota; Dothideomycetes; Mycosphaerellales; Mycosphaerellaceae
Exons: 1
Coding region: 1-2640 (879 amino acids)
Source: RefSeq, a predicted model, not a curated record
AUGGCGUACGACGCCGAAGAAGCUGCUCGGAGAGCAAGAGAGGCUGCAGAUCGGGCUGAACAAGCUGCAAUGCUGGCUGACCUGAGUGAAGAGCGCCGCGCACAACUCGCCGUGCCCGACGCACCACCAGAACACAUCCUCGCAGAAGACCCUCGCACACAAGCUCAAGCAAAGCUCAUUGCUCGUGGCACAAAGAUUCGCGGCGAGGCCGAGACCAGCAAGGAUCCAAAUGCCGUGAAGCGCGCUGGUUGGUAUCCUGACGUUCCUGUUAACGAAGACGGCGACCGAUUCUCUGGCCAAGGUCACCGUGACAGGCAACUCGCCCAGCAGAGCGGUUCAUUUGGACGUGCAGGAGCUCGACCUGCUCAGCAAGGACCUCAAUCAUCCCGCAGCAAUCUUAGCGGCGGCGGCGGCGGUGGCCCACCCCAAACACGCGCAGCAGCACGUGGCACAAUCCUGCCAGCCUCCAGUCGAGUGCAGCGGCCUCCUUCGCCACGCAAAUUCGGUACUGUUCGCUUUCCACCUCCGUCCAGACCCAUCCUCCCCGCAACAGGCGCCCAGCGCACGUCCAGCAACGCAUCCACCGGUCCGCGUCAGUCCGCAGCUAUGAUUGCGGCCCAAAAGAUGGCGUUCGCGCUGGGUUCCAAUGGCACUGAUCGUCAAGCCAGCCCAGCUCAAGCUCCGCUGCCUGCUUUCCGCCAGCCAACUGCCAGCAAUGGUCCAGCCCCAUCGACUAUGCAGAACAAUUCUCCUCACACAUUCGCCCCACCCGCACCACCAGCCCCCAAAGCUUCAACCACCACUGCUCCUUCAACACAGGCUCCCGCAAACAAGGGCCCAGCCUCCACAACUUCAUCUACAACUUCAGGCAAUGGCAUCGUCCGUGUCUCAGCAAACGCAAUCGCUGCUCAGAACACUCUGAGACUUGCCGGCAUUCCGUUCAUCAUCGAAGGUUCUGAAGACCAGGCUAUGCCGGACCGCUCAAGCACUGAGUGGCCACGUCAGACUCCUGCGGCACAGUCGAUGCCAUCGUUCUCUUCUCCCUCUCCGCAAGCAACACCCCGUCCAACUCCAGCACCCGCACGCGACUCAUCGCCCACCCACUCUCAAGCUCCUGCGCCGCUCACUGGAGCCUCAGCCCUCAUCAGUCACCUCAAUCCGACCGGCGCUGCAGCAAAGAUGCUGAACAGCAUGGGCAUCAUUUCAACGGAGCCGCGCGUGCUUCCACCGAAGCUCACUCCGCCCUCUUUCCCAACUGGAGGCCGCACGUAUCCAGCUUCACCUCAACAGAGUGUGUUCUCAUACUCACGUGCAACGUCUCCCGCGCCACAAUCAUCAUCGGCACGUCCCGCAACAAUGCAGCCAGCAGCGCAGGCAAAUACAUCCGCCACGGGUCUAGGAGCAUCGCGCUAUACCAAUGGUGACGUUCCUGCUCUUUCAUCCUCUUCCGCCGUCAACGGACACGCUGCACCACCAUCAGCUGCCACUACCGUUCCACCUCAUAUGGCUGCCCAGCCCGAAAACUCUUCGUCCUCAACCGCACCUACUCGCCGUACUCGUACUGCAGUUCCGAGAGGCGUUGCUCUGGCUCCCGCGUCGACCGCUACUCAGCUUCCUGCGGAGGACGUGGUCAUGGGCGGCACCACGGCGGCACCCUCGACUCUUGCGCCAACCGGUUCCGACUUCACCUUCAUUGCGAAUGCACCAUCAACCCAGCAGCCGCCAGCGUCAUCGACGACUGCUGCGCCAACGUCGACCACUUUCAUCACCCCAGCUCUUCCCGUCACUCGCAGCGGGGUUGAUGCAAGCAUUCCCAUUCAUCGACUGCAGGCUCAAAUGUAUGCCGGUGGCCUGACGCCAGAAGAGAAUGCCCAGCGUGUGCAGUACUAUGAGCGGUUCCCCGAGCGCCUUCACUUCCUGGAGGAGGCUUGUGACCAGCUCAUCCUCGAGGGUCGUCCGACGUACCUGGAUGUUAUGGACACCGAGCCAAGCAAGCCUGUCGAGAAGAAAGAGACCGAGUCGAACAAGAAGCCGGAUACCAAGCCUGUGAAGCAGGAGAACGAGCAGGUCGCGACUCCAGUGGCUCGCUCCAACACCUCCAGGUCCAGUCUUGCUCCUCAUCUCCGCAACGGUACGGCUUCACCUGCUCCUCAUCUCCGCCGCGCUGCCGCCGUGGCUGCUCCAGCUUCUCCACGUGCUGAAGCGCCCACCGCCAGCAACACUCGUCAGCAGGCUAUCAAGACCGAGACUGAGGAUUCUCCCAAUGCCUCCCGCCCUCGCUCGGAAGCUCCAUUCAGCAUCACUGCCGUCGCCCCUUCCGGCCCCAGCCCAGCCGCUCAAGCUCACAACACCCGUGCCGCCGCCGCAAUCGCCACCGCCAACGGCGCCAACAUCGCCCAAGGCAUGCUCAGCGUCAUCUUCCAAGAUGCCAACGGCAACUUCCUCGGCAACCGCUCGAUUCCCGUCGAUGCUCCCGUUCAAGCGAACCUCAACAUCACCUCUCGCCACAUCGAGUUCAACCCCAUGGACUUGGCCAACGAGAUGGCUGCUCUCGCGGCUGCUAUGCGUCUGCACAUCGAUGGUGUGAAGCUCAAGCGCGGUGAUGGUCGGUUGUGGGAGGAGGACAAGAAGAAGGAGUAG